Caenorhabditis auriculariae is the source of this 4274-nucleotide messenger RNA. The record is from the annotation of a GenBank genome assembly. NCBI's taxonomy places the organism in Eukaryota, Metazoa, Nematoda, Chromadorea, Rhabditida, Rhabditidae.
AUGGUGAUCGACAUCGGGGAUCUAAAUGAUAAGCUAAAUGAUUUCGGGGUACGUAUCCAGGACAACGACGAGGUCAUCGAUAAAAGUAGGUUUCUUGUUUGGAUAUUUUUUCAAGAUAUUCUUUGCAGUCAAUAAACUUGCUCACUACUAUCAUUUGGAUGAAGAUGCGCUGUCUGAUGAGUUGAUCUCAGUUUUGCUGAACAAUAAAUGUACCGAGGUCGACAUGAUGAAUUUACAAGAGUUCGAAAAAGUGGGAUGUUCAAAUGUUAAAUUUAAAGUUUGUAUUUAGGUGCUUGAGUCGAAAAAAAGGACAUUUCUAGAACAGAUUCCUGCGAAAAAAUCCAGCGGACGGUUGAUUAAAUUGUAAAAAUUUAAGAAAAGGGUUUUUAGGCCAGCUUUGCGAGAUUGUACAAUGAGCACGCUUGCGAAAUCGCUGGAAAAAAAUUCAAAGUUGGACGAUGACGAGAAAAAUGACGGCGCCAGUGGCUCAAAAAAUCUUUCGGAGUUCAAUAGUUUUUCUCCGUGUGUGUGAGUUUUGUUGAACAUUUUUUUCCUAAAAUUCCUUAGGUUUUCAAAAUUUCGGAAGCCGGAAACGUGAGGCAAGAAGCAUAUUUUCACAAAGUAAUUUUCUGAUUUUUCAAUAGGACUUUCACUAAAUGUAUAAACCAGUGACGUUAGAGACUAAAACCAAAGAAAAUAUGUUCGGCACUGUUAGUUUUCAAAAGCUUUUUAGAGUGAGGAAUAUGAAACGAAUUCUUUUUUUCGGAAAAAAAUCCUAAAAAAAUUUCGGUUGAUAUAUUUUAAAAUGAAUUGCUAGUAAAUUUAACGAGUUAAUUUCGUACCGUAAUCGCAAUGAUUAUCCAUUUAAUUCUCAUGCGAAAAGCUCUACUGAGUUUCAUCAGAUAAUUAUAGAGGAAGCAUGAUUUUUUUUUGGUGUGAGUAGUUAUUGGAGCCUUGACAUGAUUUCUUAACGAGAACUUUUCAAAGGAGAAAAUAAAUCCAACAUGUUUUGAGAGAGUCUCCAAUCAACAAAGAAUUCCUGAAGAGGAGCUCAGCGGGAGAAGUCAUUUUCUGUCUCCGAGGCGAGAAGUUCCAAGAGGUCGACGGUGCGUUUCCAUCGACGGCGCCCAAUUUUCUGACGCUCGUCUCAAAGCCGCCCAACCGUUGUUACGGAGCCGAGAAAGCGUCCGUCGUCGUCGACGGUUUUUCUCUUUCCAGGCAACUUUGAAUCGUCGAGAUUGCAGCCAAGCUGAACCGUUUCGCGAAAAUGGCUCAAGUCUACAGAGACCAUUAUCCGGAGAUCCAGGAAUGGGGCAACGUCAAGCAGAUUACUGAGGUGAGUUUGCGAACUGUUUCUGAAGGCCCAGUGUGAACUGUUCAAAAACAACUCUUUUGUGGCUCUACCUACUUUGUCAAAACCAGGACCAUUUAAACUCUCUACAUAAACUCGGUAUAGUCAAUGUUUCCCGACUUGAAAGGCGAGGGAGGCGGGGCAGGGGGCGGGACGCGUAGCGUGUGCGUUCGCGGUUCUUGGCACGUGUUCAAUUCAACCACCAUCUACUCUUUGAAAAACCCGUUUUUCGCUUUUUUCAUUUCUUUUUCAAUUAUUUAUUGAUUAUGUUCAUGUGUCGAAAAACGGUUGCCGAGCUUUUUUUAAAUAGUCGGCGACAAUUGAAUUGAACUCGCGCCAAGAACCGCAAACGCAGACGCUACGCGUCCCGCCCCUUGCCCCGCCUCCCUCCCCUUUUCAAGUCGAAAAAACAUUGACUAUAGUAAUCGAAAGCUCCGAAAAAAGUUUUUAUGAUUUCUCGCAAAGAUUACGUAGUGGAAGUCUUUUUCUAAUACCAUCAGAAAUCAGCGCAAAAAAAAAAAAAUUAAAAAGUUCAAAUUGACAUGAAGAUUCCUUUGAAAACUUUCGUUAUUUCUUCCCAGUACAUGAAAAGAUUCUCGGCGGUUUUCAAUUUCGCUUCGAAAUCUCUGACCACAGCCCCAUCGAAUUCCCUCAAAUUGUCGUUCUCAUAGGAGCCGGUGUUCAUCUACGGCGAAAUAAUGAGAGACGCGGCCGAAGGACUCCCGCUGGGCGAACGGACCGCCCUUCUGAUGCUCGACGACGACGAAGGCAGCGAUGUCCGUCUGGACCUCUCCAACGCCGGCGACGUCGCCAUCUUCCUCGGGCAGUUCGUCGCUCUGAAAGGCACGGUUCAUUCGCCAAACACGCUCCUCGUCGAAAAGUUCUUCGUGCCGCCUCCGUUGCCCCUCGCUCAGGUCCAGCCGAACUGCUCGACGUCGGCUUUGGGUUGGUGGUCGACAACUAUGUCGCAUUAAUUAUUUUUUUUUCUUACUUCAGUUCAAAGUUAAAUGCUUUUGAGAAAAUUUCCUACUUUUGCUGCAUCGCACUAUCAUAUAAAGCUGCGAAAAUGGCGUUUACUAUUUAAGGAAAAUUCAUUAGCUGUCAUAUAGUUUCAAAAGGAUUCUGAAUAGAUAUUUGAAAAAAACAUCUAAAUAGCCUUUCCUGUGCAGUUUUAAUUUUUGAGGGUUUUUGAGUUCGGGCUUUUUUUCGCUUUAUAGCAACUUCUCGAGUUCAAAAAUCUUUUUCUAAACUACUAUACCAUUUUUUUCUCUUUCAAGUGCCUUCUUUCUAGCAAAAGUGGACAUUUGGUGUGCGGCCGGUCCUUUCACUUCCGCGGAAAACUGCGCCUACGAACAGCUGAACGAGCUUCUGGACAACGUGUGCAAGGAAAAACCGACAGUUUUGAUUCUGGUAUCGAAAAAAGGCUUCGAAUUGAAGUUUUCUGAAUGGAGUUCAGACGGGACCUUUCAUCGACAACAGAAACAAGUACAUCAAGUCUCCCGGAUUUUCCUUGGACUACACUCAACUUUUCACUAACUUGUUAGCUCGAAUUCGCAUCAAGUUGAAUGGGUUGGUGACAAAUUCCAAAUUCAUUUAUAAAAUUAUGACGUUUGAUUCCCGGGAAGGAAAGGUGCACUUUCUUUUUUGAUUUUUUCACGUUCCCAGAUAUACUUUCUUUCGAGAAAUUUACUUCACGGACAGCUAUAUUGAGACGAAAUCGAUACAUUCUAAACCGUUUCUUUUCUCACAAAUUGAGACCCAUGGAGUCAGGGCAAAAAAAUUACUGAAUAUUUUAAAGCCAGAUAAAACUGAAUUGACUAGGAACAAGAAAAAUAUUUUGUUAAUGAUUUGCAAUCCAGCGGUUUGAAAGCUGAUCAUCGAUUGUUGAGAAUUUCUUUAAUAUAUAGUUUACAAUCGAUUUUUAAUAAAGAAGGAUCUGUUUGAAAUAUCAGUUCGGUACGAAGAGAAAGUUGUGAUCUCAAACGUUAAGAUGUCCAACGGAGGUGAUCUUCCAGCCAUCCUCGCACCGUGAAAUGAUCAUCAGGAAUAUCUUCCCGGCCCCAGAGUUCUCCUACAAUGAAAAACCGAAAGAUAAAGUUGUCAGCGUGACUAUUUUCCUGCUAUAGAAACUAUUUCCAGAAGUUUCAUUUCGUUCCCGACGGUUGUGUGAUUCGGAUUUGCGGUGGAGCGCUGGAAGUUGCAUUAGUCGGCUGCGAGGUUCGAAAAACGCAUUAAAUUUGAAUCAUAUAAUAGCUGAAAAGUAAAAGAGCCUUCACUUUAACCACCAUUUUAAAUUUUUGUUCAAAGACCUGACAAAGAAAUGGGAGAAUCGUUUAGCUUUUGCCGCAGUUGGGGAAAUACGAAUGGCUCCGAUCAGCGGAUCAGGAGAAUCAGGACAGGAUAGCGCGGCUAUCGGGUCACAUUCUGAGGUGAGUCAAGACGCAACUGAAGGGAAAUCCUUGCUGAGCAGCCAACGGUCGUUGUACCCAUUGAAUCCGCCGGCAGUCGCCUCGUCGCUUCAGGACAUCGAGGAAGUCUGCCAGAUCUCAGCGGCUCCCAACCUCGCCAUCCUUCCAUCUAUCCUGCCGCCGUCCGCCAAGGUAUUUCGUUAAAUUACUCAGUCAAUUAUUGAAUUUUGGAAACUAGAAAUUUAAAACUGACUCAGCUCAAAAGUGUUGUUUUCAAGCAAAAGUAGGUUCAGCUAUCAAUGGAGAAGGCCGAAAUUUUUCAUAAAACUAUUUUUCCUUGAACCCAUGACAAGAUACCUUAGAAACUCGACCGAACUGUCUUCGUGAAUCCCGGAGCGCUGGCCAAAGGAUCCACUGGAACGUACGCCAAAAUCUCGACGCGAAUCCCGAUUAUUCAAACCGACGACAGAAUUGAUUUGGCCGCCCAUUCCGCUAUCAGUUUAGUCAGAAUUUGA